ACACAGAUUGACACAGAGAGAGAGAGAGAGAGAGAGAGAGAGAGAGAGAGAGAGAGAGAGAGAGCAGCAAGAUUCCAAUGGAAGAAACCAACAGGAGGCAGGCAGCAUGGCAGGGAUAACUAGAGGACAGAUCAGAGGUUGGUACCGGCACUACCAACCAGCCCUACCCAUCUGCCUCCGUAGUGGCGUGCACUGGCUACCAGUAGAUGCCCGUACAAAACUAACAUUUGUCCCGGCUCCUUGCACCACCAUAUAUUCGCGCACAUACAUAGCAUCUCAAGCUCCCAAUCCCAAGAUGAAUGCUACGUAGGUAGACAGUGUUCUUGUGGUGACGUGACCUCCACAGAGUGCAGAGAUGGGAGAAGCUGAAGAAGCGCCAGGAGACAGCAAUGGUGAGGCACUGGAGCUCCUCAUGUCCAUGGCGUCCUCUUCGCUGGCCUGCUCUGUCUCGCAGUUCCCAGCCAAGUGGCAGUCCAUCAAGGACAAGCUCCAGCUGCUCUGCUGCAGCCUCAAUUCACUCUGCGGCGGCGGCGGUGACCACGACGACGACGACGACAAGGAGCAUCCUGUGUUGGCUGAGCUUCUGCGGCUGGCUUCAGCAACCGUGAGGAGCAUCCAGGUCGUUGCUUCUCAGUGCAGCGACGGGUCAUACAAGGGUGGAAGGCUUCGUCUGAGGAGCGACCUGGACAACCUGAGCUGCAAGCUCGAUGCGCACAUGAAGCAGCUCAAGGAGAUGGCCGUCUCGUCCGGGGCGCCGUCGCCGUCCAAGGCCAUUGUCGCCGUCAGGCCCAGCGCCGAGGCCAGCGUGGGUGAGAAGGCCUUCUACCUCAAGGAUCUCUUUUCCAGGAUCAGGAUCGGCGGCACCGUCCAGAGGAGCCAGGCACUGGCCGCCAUCAGGGAGCUGUUGGUGGAAGACGAGCUCUGUGCGAAGGUUGUCGCCCUCGACGUCGACGACGGCGUCGCCCUGCUCACGGGGUUCCUCGAGUCCACCGACGCGCGCAUCCAAGAAGAGGCUGCCGGCGCCGUCGCCGUCGUCGCGAGCUCCGAGCGUUACAGGGGAAUGCUGGUGAAGGCAGGGGUGAUCGCCCCGCUCGUCCAGCUGCUGGAGAACGCGGACACCGCCAGCGAGCUGGGCAAGCAGAGGGCGGCGCACGCGCUGAGGGAGCUGACGGAGAACUCCGACAACGUGUGGGCCGUCUGCGCGCACGGCGGCCUCACCACGCUGCUGCACGCCUGCGCCCACGCCGGCAGCAGCAGCAAGCUCGUCAGCUCCUCUUUUGCAGUGCUGAGGAACCUCAGUCGGGUGGAGGAAGUGAAGAUGUUCAUGGUGGAGCAAGGGGUGGUCACGGAGCUGGUGAAGCUCUCCCAGAAGAAGGAGGAGGUCCGCAAGCUCGGCGCCGUCGAAUUGCUCCACGCCAUGGCUCUGGAUGACGCCGACGUCAGGGAGGAAGCCGUCGGCAUGGGGGUGAUCCAGUCCCUCCUCCAGUUGAUAUACCCCGACCUUCCCUACUCGUACAAGGCCAGGGAGGUUGCUCUUGCUGCCAUCUGGUUCUUCUGCUUCUCUUCUGCAAACUCCUUGGAUGACCUCAUCAGCUCGGAUGUUCUUGGCUGGCUGCUCUUCUACCUGAACAACGGCGACUACGCCGUCCUCGAAUGUACGCUCAAGAUUCUGAGGCAUCUCUCCGAGGUUUCUGAGGAGUACAACCGGAUGAUGGGCAGAGCAGGGUAUUUGAGCGCCCUGUCAGGCUUGCUUGGAGCGAAAUCCUGUCGAGUCCGGGAAAUGGCGGCGCAGGUUCUUUCCAGCUUGCUGAUGCUUCACCCCAACCGUGCCAUCUUCAUCCAAGACGGCGACAAUCUGAACAGGCUGCUGCAGCUCCUUGAUCCAGCCGAGGGCAAGUUGAUGGCGAAGGACUUGAUCCUCUCUGCUAUCAUGUCCCUGGCUGAGACCAACAGCGGAAGGAAGAAGAUUGUGACGUCGGAAAAUUUCUGCAGCCUGAAAGAACUGGCAGAAUCUGGUGACUUCGACGCCAAGAAGAUCGUCAGGAAACUAUCUACUAACAGACUGCAAACCAUCUUCAGCAAAAUAUGGAGUGUCUAGAUUAUUCCUGACUCCCCUUUUUCACUGAGGCUUAGCUCUAGUCUAUUUGAUGUCCAUAGUAUUUUUUCUCUGGCUUUGCUUGUAAUCUCGGCGCAUCCAUCAUUUUGAUUCCUUUGUGAUAUAUAUUGCAACUUCGGUUAAAUUCAUCCUUUUUUAGGAACAGGGUUCUAAAUUCA
Zea mays is the source of this 2274-nucleotide messenger RNA. RefSeq lists its product as uncharacterized. The record is from RefSeq and is a predicted model, not a curated record. NCBI's taxonomy places the organism in Eukaryota, Viridiplantae, Streptophyta, Magnoliopsida, Poales, Poaceae. Gene Ontology annotation, molecular function: protein binding. The transcript has a single exon. Bases 356 to 2098 code for a protein of 580 amino acids.